AACUCCAGUAGUCCAGUACCAUAAUCUACUGCACUAGGCGGUCGUCAGGCACCAUAUUCUGGACACCCAAUAAAUGGUUCUAAACUGUUAGGAUAGAACAGUACAAUUAUUCUCUCUUUGUUUGGUCACUAAAUCAAAAGUUCCAAAACUCGUAAGUGAAACCAUAACAGAUUUCUUAGACCGAUUGGAAACCAGAUAAACUUUUUUCCGAUCUUAAAUUCAGAUAAGCUCAUUAAUCUGGGGGCUUCUCCAGUAAUCAAUCGCUCCACAGAAUUAUGGAAACAGCACAAUCUUGGUUCACCGGAGGUCCAAGUAGCAGCAGCAAGGAUCCGCAGCAGAAAUCCUCUUCAUUACUCGCAGAUUGGAAUUCCUAUGCAGCUUCUCAAGCUACUGAAGAAACCGGAGGAGGAUCUUCAAGUUUAGGGUUUGAUCUUGAAGCUGCUGUGAGAACUGCCAAUGAUAAAGUCUCUGGUACAUUUGACGUGGUUUCAAGAGGAGUCUCUGGGAGCUUCAGUUCUGCUACCAGCAGCGUUCCUUCAGGGAAAUCUCUCAUGUACUUUGGGCUGCUCUUGGCUGCUGGAGUUUUCUUUGUUUUUAUAGCCUUCACGAUGUUCCUUCCAGUAAUGGUGUUGAUGCCUCAAAAAUUUGCUAUCUGCUUUACCCUUGGCUGUAUUUUCAUCAUAGGAUCAUUUUUCGCACUUAAAGGUCCAAAGAAUCAGCUUGCGCACAUGUCAUCGAAAGAGAGACUUCCUUUUACCUUGGGAUUCAUUGCAACUAUGGUUGGUACCAUUUAUGUGUCCAUGGUGCUUCAUAGUUACAUUUUGUCUGUGCUCUUCUCUGUUCUACAGGUCCUUGCACUUUCAUAUUACACGAUUUCAUACUUCCCAGGAGGAUCGGCUGGAAUGAGAUUUCUUUCUUCAACUCUUACCUCUUCAGUGCUGAAAUGUUUCGGCAGGUGACAUCAUAUCACUGUCAAACCAACUACUCAGCUACUUGAGUUACCUUUUUGUAACGAUCAAAAUGUAUACACUCUGAUAAUCAGCUACUAGAUUAAUUUUUUACGGUACUUCUGUGUGGCUCUUGUAUUAAAUGAUUAGAAGUUUGAAGAACAAGGCUGUGAAUGGGCACUCUUGCUCUGGAAUUAGCGGUUGAAGCAGGGGAGUCCAUUCCCAGUUUUUGUUUUCAAAAUUUGAGUUUGAUGAUUCAAGGGUUCAAUUGAGUAUUUGAUGAUUUAAAAGGUUGUUUCCAUGUUGCUAUUUUCCAGUA
Molecule: messenger RNA, 1266 nt
Organism: Papaver somniferum (opium poppy)
Lineage: Eukaryota; Viridiplantae; Streptophyta; Magnoliopsida; Ranunculales; Papaveraceae
Product: protein transport protein sft2-like
Exons: 4
Coding region: 276-959 (227 amino acids)
Biological process (GO): vesicle-mediated transport
Cellular component (GO): membrane
Source: RefSeq, a predicted model, not a curated record